Betta splendens (Siamese fighting fish) is the source of this 5205-nucleotide messenger RNA. It is a transcript of the gene osbpl9, whose product is annotated as oxysterol binding protein-like 9. The transcript is spliced from 16 exons. The record is from RefSeq and is a predicted model, not a curated record. Gene Ontology annotation, molecular function: sterol binding. Bases 1908 to 3479 code for a protein of 523 amino acids. Gene Ontology annotation, cellular component: intracellular membrane-bounded organelle; membrane; cytosol. Lineage: Eukaryota; Metazoa; Chordata; Actinopteri; Anabantiformes; Osphronemidae.
UCCAUGACAAAAACUUCAAUCAAACAACCUGCUAACUUUCUUUUCCUGCUUAAUUUACUCCACUGUAGAAAAGCUGGUAAAAUCAGAUCUUUAGUGCAUGCUGUCUGAUUUGGACAUAAUCACUGGCUCAGGCUCUUUACCACACUGUCCUCCUCAUUAAUUUCUCUAUUUCAUCUGAGAUGUAAAGCUCUGCGGUGGUUGGGAACCAUUCUUUCCUUUUCCGAGAUAGCAAAGAUGUGUCUGUGUGCGCGAGCGUUUCUGCAGGAUGUGCUAUAUGUACAUGUACACGUGUCUUUGCAUGCCUGUAUGUGGGAGAAUGUCGCACUUCAUUUCACCCACUAAUUAAAGUCGGCUAAUUCACCAUUGAUCUGUGGUGACCACACUGCCUGCUUAUUGAACCACCGAGGACUAAUGGCUGAAAAGCCAUUCAGGGGCAUUUCACCGUCUCUGUGGGUGUCCUGCCUACAUUUCAAUGCUUAUGAAAGCAGCUUUGCAUGAUGUUAUUACAAAACAUAUAAAUUACUGACAUGUUUGCUGUGGAUUCAGUCUAGAUUUAAUUUAUAUUUAUUGUUAUUUCUUCUAUUUUUUUCAAAAAUAUCAAUGAUGGACACUAAAGCUUAAGAUUUACUGUAUGCCUUAUAAUAUAUAAUCAUGCAGUACUUCACAGUAGGGUGCCAAGCAGACAUCCCAAGUCAAAUAGCCCCUCAUGAGCAACAUGUUUUAUUUUUCCAGACAUCAUAGUUUGGCUUCAUUGCUUUCAGUUAGAUGCUGGCACAUCCUUAAAUCCCCAAGACAACAGUUCUGUAAUUCCACCCAGUCCUUAAUUAGAAAAUGGAAGCUGGGCGGUGUAGCUAUGUGGAAGGUUGAAAAAAAAAUGCCAAAUGCAAAUGUUUCUCUUUGCUUUGCAGUGUAAUGUGAGCCCUUUGCUGGAAUAGACGAGGUGCGUGCGUGCGUGCGUGCGUGUGUGUGUGGUUCUUGAGGCAGGAAUCCCACAGAGGCAGCAGAGCUCAUAGACUUGCACUGCUCUUAUGACCAACUUAAUCACACAGUCAUUAAGCACAGUAUUAUGUGCUAUAAAUAGCACAGCAUAAGCGCUGUCUACAAAUCUGAGCGUGAGUUUUAUACAUCAUGAAUGCAAUUUGAAAGCAUCAGUUUGUCAUUUAUAGGAUAGAGGCAGUAGGUAAAUGCCCUAAACCCCUGUUCUGCAACACCAACACUACAGUAGCUCAUAUGUCGACCUCGUCGUGUGGGAACUAGCCCACUAGAAGCCUGUUCAAUAUGCAUCUGUCCAAUCAUUGAAAUGCCUUGAUUGAUUUAUGCCUGCCCACGGACUGAUCACGACACGCUGCUGAUCGGCCUGUUGGUCUCCACCUCCUUUUGCUUCACUUCCUCGUUGUGAGGCCGCGAGGCUAAUCCCACCUUCUGUCUCUAGAUAUCUAGAUAAAAGCCCCCUGCUUACGUUAAUGUACGUAAGCAGGCAAGGCGCGUGUCAAGUAGAGUAGAAGGGAGAGAGAAAGAAAGGAAGUUAUACAUGAGGGAGAGGACCCAAUGAAGCAGAGGCGACGUCUCCAGGACCGCGUUUUUGCAGCUGUUCCCUGCUCUUGUCUCACUGUUCUACAUGCUCGGUUUAUGGCCCUGCAGCUCAGCCUUCACACCUGCCUUGGCUAAUGUUUAUUCACCCUUACAGCCUAAUGUCAGGGCGCGAUCAUGGGACUGGCCUCCUCUUAGUGCGAGUCGUACAAAGUCAUUUGAAACUAAGAAAGGAGCUGCAGACGUCACAGCUGCAGUUCAGGUUUGGAUGAUGUGAUGAGACAUACCUCUGGCUACCAGUGUCCCUGAGGAGCACCAUUAACCCAGUGGAUGGGAUCUACCAGCCCCCUCUGGACACUCCUGUAGUCAACACCACGAUGCCAACACAGACCACGCUACCCACAGACACUUCUCAGGUGUGUAAAUCAGACCAACGACCCUCCACAUUACCUGUAGGUCCCGUCGUCACGGUGAUGGGCAGUCUGCAGACCCCUACUCCCAACAGCACAGGGAGUGGCCCGUCAGGCCCCAGCAGCGGCGUCGCUUCCCCAGCUCACAUCCCCCUCCCCUCACACUCGGUACCAGACUUCUCUUACUCCUCCAGCGAGGAUGAGUUCUACGAUGCGGACGAGUUCAGCAGCACUUCCCCCAAACACUGCAUAGAUCCUUCGGGGCCUGCAGCUGCCUCCCCUCUCACUAAUGAACAAACGGCGCUGAAGCGACCAAACACCACCGAGUCGCUCAACUCGUCCAUGUCCAACGGUACCACAGACACGGAUCAAUUUGACAGCCAUGACGACCGCGAUGACGACGGCGAGGGCGAGUCUGUGGAGGAGCACAAGAGCGUCAUCAUGCAUCUGCUCUCUCAAGUUCGUCUGGGCAUGGACCUCACUAAGGUGGUUUUGCCUACGUUCAUCCUAGAACGAAGAUCCUUGUUAGAAAUGUAUGCAGACUUCUUUGCACAUCCCGACUUAUUUGUUAGUAUCAGUGAGCAGGCGGAGCCCCGGGACCGCAUGGUUCAUGUGGUCAAAUGGUACCUGUCCGCGUUCCAUGCAGGCAGGAAAGGCUCAGUAGCCAAGAAACCCUACAACCCAAUACUAGGAGAAGUUUUCUACUGCCACUGGGAUCUGCCCCCCAGUGAGUCAGAUGAGCCUCCCCAGCACACGGAGGCCAUAUCAGAUGGUCCAGUUCCUUGGUCGUCACCAAACAGUGUGUGUUUUGUGGCAGAGCAGGUCUCUCACCACCCGCCCAUUUCUGCAUUCUACGCAGAGUGUUUAAGUAAGAAGAUCCAGUUCAACGCACACAUCUGGACUAAAUCGAAGUUCUUAGGCAUGUCGAUAGGCGUCCACAACAUUGGCCAAGGUUGUGUUUCCUGUUUGGAGUACGAUGAACACUACAUCCUCACCUUUCCUAAUGGAUAUGGCAGGUCCAUUCUGACUGUGCCUUGGGUGGAGCUUGGUGGAGAGUGCAACAUCUCCUGCUCCAAGUCAGGCUACAGUGCUAACAUCGUGUUCCACACCAAACCCUUCUAUGGAGGAAAAAAGCACAGAAUAACCGCUGAGAUUUUUGCACCAAAUGAUAAGAAGUCUUACUGCUCCAUUGAAGGGGAAUGGAAUGGAAUCAUGUUUGCCAAGUGGGCAACAGGAGAAAACACAGUGUUCAUAGACACUAAGAAGUUGGGUAUCGUUAAGAAAAAAGUGAGAAAGCCUGAAGACCAACUUGAAUAUGAGUCACGAAGGUUGUGGAGGGAUGUAACGUUGAACCUAAAGCUGAAAGACAUCGAUGCAGCAACAGAAGCUAAACACCGGCUGGAGGAGAAACAGAGGGCAGAGGCGAGAGAGAGGAAGGAGAAGGAGCAGCAGUGGGAGACCAGGCUAUUCCAUGAGGACGGAGAGUGUUGGGUCUAUGACGAGCCUCUACUAAAGAGAUUAGCCUCUCAGAGGCCCUGAGAAGAUGACACACACUCUCAAACACAUAUGCAUAAAGACCUGCACACAAGAAAGAGUCUUUAUAAGAACUCUUUUGCAAAACCUCUUCUUGUCCAAGCCUUGGAAUGACGGAUGAUUGAACAUGUACACUGCUUUGCAUCUGACUGUAAAACAAUAUGAAAAUGAAUGAAAUCAAAUGGAAAAAGCAUCAAAGAUGUAACCUGAAAAUUAGUAAAGCUCCUCUCCUUCUUUUGGCCAAUCUCACUUCCACUUCCACCUCCACCGAUACCUGGCAACAUGGGACGCAGCAGCGCAAAGAACGCACCUCUGUCCAUCAACUCUUCGACAGCUCCACAGAACGAGCCAGGGCAGUUCACGCUUCACUUCACACAUGGUUUUAGCUGGGGUGGGGUGGUUGAUCAUGGUUAGAGCAAAUAAACCUUGGCUAUAAACGAACCGAGCUCGACAUCUCAGGGAAUCCGGUGACUGAGGAAAGAGAGCUGAGAGUCUAACAGCCUUAUAAAAGUGGGAUGGAUGAGGGGCAGGGGAGAAAUUCUUUGCUUGCCUGCAACUAGUUAUAAUAUAUGGUUAUACAUAUGAUGGGAUAUAUAAAUAUAUAUUCUUUAUUUGUUUCUGGCAAUAGUGUAAAAUAUCUGAGGAUAUGAACUUGAUGGCUUUACGUCUCCCUUCACCCUGAUGUUCUGUUCCUGUUCACAUUAUUCUGUGUGUCAACCGUCAUCAAGCAGCAACGGCCUAUUUAAGCCACACGUCUGAACACACCUGUUGGAAGAAUUGUGAAAUAUGGAAUAUAUGCAAUAUAGAUAGUAAAUAUUUACCUAACCAGAGAACAAAGAUCCGUUGUACCAAAAAUGUUUGGAGAAACGGGCUUGAUCUGGACGGCGAACAGACAAGCUGAAAAUGUUUCCAUGCUACCUGAAGGCAUUUAUGAACAAAUUUUUGUUUGCAUAUUUGUGUCUUUCUGGAUUUCUGCCCGGGACUCAAGUCUGUAAAAUCUUUCUCUUUUGCGCUGCACAUCACAUGUCCUCAUUUCCUCUCCAAACCCUGUGGCCUCAUAGCCGAUCGGCAUACCCUUGGCUCUCCUGUUUUCGCAGUGAGGAGAGAAAGUAAAGACAAGGAACCAGAGUAGAUGUUUGAAACACUGCUGCUGUUUCAAAGUGCUGCUAGAGUCCAGGCUGUGUUCUGUCAGUUCAGUAUCCAUGUAAUCUUUGUUUAUUGCUUUGUUUAUUCAAGAUAAGAACCACAUAGAGGGCAAUAUUUAUCCUAAUCUACACAUAUGCUUUUUGCACCAUAAAUCAUUCUCUUAUUUACAGUGUCAUAGGUGGGAGCGAAAUGCGAUGCUACUUGGAUGAGAUGCCGAAAUAAACAUGUUUGACCUGAAUAUGACCAAGAAUAUGUGUCCUGUAGUGGGCUCUUGUCUUUGUGUAAUUAUGACAGGAUUAUCAUCACCGACAGGUUUAAGUAUAUUAACAUCUGGAGACAAUGCAACUGUUGGGUUAAAUACUCCUUCAAAAGACAACUACCUUUAGAAAUGAGCCAAAUUUAUUUAUGAUUUCAAAGCAAUUACUUUUUUCCCAUGUGUUGUUUUUGUAAGUGAUAUUGAGAGGCCUUGCCAUACAUUCACUAUGACUGCUAGAGAGCAAUCAAAACAAAUGUAUUUUUCUUUAAACGUUGAUUGUAUCAAAUUCUCUUCUUUAUCGAUGCAUAAUAUUAAAUCUCUAUGAGUUUA